UCUGGCCACAAUUGUAUUUGUAGCUGCACUGGCUUGGAAUUGUGAAUUGCCUACCGUUCUGCAUGUGUUGUAUUCUUGGGGAUCAGCCUAGAAGAAAGCGGUGAAAGAACGAGCCCUUCGCGUUACGUGCCCUGCUGUAGCGCGAGUAAGCCACACAGCCAGUCAUGGGGACACCAUACGUGAAGCUGCUGUUGUCUAUGUUUUCAGUAGAACUGCUCUACCGACAGCAGUGUAUUGCGUUUCCUGUCUAUCAGGCAAGACUACCCAACGUAGGAAGUGUCAGUCGUAUUCCGGCACCCAGUGGCCAAGGUAUCGUCAUCAGCGGUGUCUCCGUCACGGAACCGGGCAGCUUCUGUCAAUCCGUUGGUCAUGCUGAGCAAUGUGGAGGCAGUCCGUCAGGUGGUGGCAAUCCGUUUGGUCAAGAUUUUGUUCAAAAUGGCGCCGUGUACAGCUCUGGUCUAUGCACUGUGGAUAGCGAUGGCGAUGGGUACACGAACGGUGUUGAGCUAGGUGACCCAGACUGUGUGUGGACUGUGGGUUCAGACCCCAGUCAAUCCACCUGUCUAUCACAUCCAGGCUUUCCUUGCUCGACACCAUGUGAUCCGUUCUGCCAAGGACGUUCCACUCAACCCAGUUGCCCAGGUUGUCUUGUAACAACCAUUGUUCCAACCAGUCCAGUUCAGACCAGCCCAGUGGUACCCACAUUGCCACCCCUCUCACCAACAAGUCGUUUCUUCUCUUGCUGGAGCACAAACCAUAUUGAUCUUCAGGCUGCACUUCCCAUCCUUGCACCAGUCGAAGAUGUCGACUUUAGGUCUUCAUCAUUCAGGCCCAGUGGUCCUGCACCAAUUGGACCCAUAUCUGGAAGGCAGUGCAGUAGUUUGUGCCUCCGGGAUGCUUUCAGAGUGUCUGGCCUGGUUAAAACCCCGCUGACCAACGAAUAUACCUGCUUUUGUGGAGUGGCAUGGCUUGGAUUUCCACCAACGGCAAUUGACACGGCAGGGGCUGAGUGCGGGAACUGCUCUACUGAUGUGACAAGUCAAUGCCCCAUGAAUAACAUGUCUGUUGCUGUCUAUGUCAGUGACAUUGACUUCCAACCUGCUGAUGUCUCCCUGGUGAGUUGCUACCAAUUUGCCACCGACUUGCAGUCUACCAUCCAAACCGGAGUCCUUGCAUCCAGCUUGGUGCAGAGUAUACUUGAUCUGGAGCAGGCUUCGACGUGCGUCAGCUUUUGCUUUCGUCAUGGGUUCCGCCUGGGUGGUAUUUCGGACGGUUCGGCCUGCUGGUGUUUUCAGAGUUUCCCGUCCGCAACCACAAGCAGUGGAUGCUCGCAGCUUUCUUGCCUGGCAAGGGCAGUUGGCUUCAUAGAUAACCUGUCAUGUGGAGGAAUUGGAGCAAUUGCUCUCUACAGCAUUACUGGUGAUGCCCCAACAGCUACAUUGCCUGGUAGCAGAGUGCACAAUCUGACAAUUGGAGACGAGUUCCGACCACUUUGCCUUGCCGAGGCCACCAGCAAUCACUUGCUGUUGAGCGUGGAGUGGAGAAACGGCGCCGGUGCAGUCACCACAGCCAUACCCAAUGCAACUGUUCAAGGUUUUGUUAGCAUUUCACAUCAGCCAGCAGUGGGUGAAGCUCUGCAGGGAGAAUAUCAGCUGACUUGUGUUGUCAACAGCUUGAGCGAUUCCAAUCAAGCAAACCAAGAAGUUACGGCUUCGGGCACAUUCUCCGUCAAUGUCUUCACUCCCCCAGGUGCCCAGCUAACUGCUCUUGGAGUACUGGCAGUGGGUGAAGUCUUCGUCCUGUCCUGCCUGAGUGACAGCAAUGGAACAGCGGUCAACUUCAUCUGGUCAGGACCUCGCUCCAGCACCGGAUCAGAGCUGAGAUUUGAACCGCUGUCCUUGGCAGACCGGGGCACCUACACAUGUGAAUUUACAAUCCAGGAAACCGGACGCGUUGGAAGAGUAUCUACGAAUAUAGUGCUGCCAGAAAAUCCUACUACUAUGCCUUCCACGAUGACCAGUUCACCAACUAUAACACCGACCACAACACCAACCACCACACCGACCACCACACCGACCACACCGACCACCACACCAACUACAACACCGACCACCACACCAACCACCACACCAGCCACCACACCAACCACCACACCAACCACCACACCAACCACCACACCAACCACCACACCGACAACCACACCAACUACAACACCGACCACCACACCGACCACCACACCAACCACCACACCGACCACCACACCGACCACUAUUCCAGCCACCAUCUCUGUUACUACCAUGCUGCCACCAACCAUUCCGACUUGCGGUGGGAAUCAGGUAUACGAUGAAUGUGGCUCCCCGUGCUAUGCCACCUGCGAACCAAUUGCCUGCAACCAGGCGGAGAUAUGUGUACCUGGUUGUCGAUGCCUUCCUGGAUUUGUCCUACACCAAGAUGUCUGUAUUCCAAGAUCCAUGUGCCCUAUCCAACCAGAUCCAUUGCGCAAUACAAGGUUCUUCACCUGCUGGAAUAUCAACUACAUACCGCUUGAUAAUCCCAUACCUAUCCUGGCACCGCUCGAGGAUAUCGACUUCAGGUCAUCCGUGUUUCAGCCGCGGUUUAGCGGAGCCAGUACGUCUUUAACUGGCGUGGAAUGCAGCAACAGAUGCAGUGACAGCGGUUUCCGCGUCUCCGGUCUGACCUUGAAUUCCCAAACAAACGAGUUCUCGUGUCUCUGUGGAGUGGCGUGGCGUGGGUUUCCAGCGGGUGCUAUUGACACUACAAAUACAGAAUGUGCCCCCUGUCCUACCAGUGCAGAUAGCCAAUGCCCUUCUAAUAACCAAUCAGUCGCCGUGUACUUGUCGGACACAGUGUUUGAGCAGGCUAACGUAUCUUUCUCAAACUGCUACACAUUCCGCCCAUUCGAGCGCACCACUGGAGUGCUAGCGUCUUCAUUAUUCGCCAGCAUUCUGGAGACAAACCAAGCCUCGACCUGCCUCAGCCACUGUUUCCGACAAGGCUAUCGGCUAGGUGGCAUGGCCGACUCCAGCAGCUGCUGGUGUUUUCAGAGCUUUCCGCCGACACUGCUGACAACAACGUGCUCGCCAUUUGCCUGUCUGGGCUCAGUGGCAGCAGUUUCAGACAAUCUCAACUGCGGUGGCAUUGAUCAGAUAGCACUUUACAGCAUUACCGGAGGUGCACCUCGCAUAAGCAUCCCUGGCAGCCCCAUUAGACACCUGCAGCUGACAAUUGGUGACCUUUUUGUGCCAGAAUGCCUGGUGUUUGCCGAGAGCAACCAUUUGCUGCUCAGCGUGGAUUGGCGCACAGACAAUGCCCACGGGCCUAAUGUCACCGUUCCAGAAAGAGGCUUUGAUCUCAUCUCUCACGCCCCGUCGCAAGGCAUCGCAGAGGCAGGAGUCGUUGAGCUGUUCUGUGUAGCGCAGAGUCUCAGUGACUCCAAUCCUGCUAACCGAAAAGUCUUUGCCACAGCUCUGUUCAACAUCACACUGUACACGCUACCUGGUGCUCAGAUUGAAACCAUUGGAGAGCCGCUCGCUGGACAGCCGUACACCCUGGUUUGCACUAGCUCCAGUAAUGGCACUGCUGUGAACUUCAGAUGGACUAGUCCCAGUGCGGUCCAGGCCAGCAACUCACCCACGCUAACCAUUGACUCAUUGUCCGCCACCGAUCAGGGCGACUACACAUGCCAGUUUACGAUUCUGGAAACCAGGAGUGUCGGGGUUGCAUCUAUUACCCUAGUUGUUCAAGGGUUGACAUCACCAGUGCCGACCACUGCUAUUGGACCAACUUCUACCCCUCCAGCAACCACCGCAACAACCACCACAUCAACCACCACACCGACCACCACACCGACAACCACACCGACAACCACACCAACCACCACACCAACCACCACACCGACCACCACACCAACCACCACACCGACCACCACACCGACAACCACACCAACCACCACACCGACAACCACACCAACCACCACACCAACCACCACACCGACCACCACACCGACCACCACACCGACAACCACACCAACCACCACACCGACAACCACCCCGACCACCACACCAACAACCACACCGACAACCACACCAACCACCACACCGACAACCACACCAACCACCACACCAACCACCACACCAACCACCACACCAACCACCACACCAACCACCACACCAACCACCACACCAACCACCACACCAACCACCACACCAACCACCACACCAACAACCACACCGACAACCACACCAACAACCACACCGACAACCACACCGACAACCACACCAACCACCACACCGACAACCACACCAACAACCACACCAACAACCACACCAACCACCACACCAACAACCACACCGACAACCACACCGACAACCACACCAACAACCACACCGACAACCACACCAACCACCACACCAACAACCACACCGACAACCACACCGACAACCACACCGACAACCACCCCGACCACCACACCAACCACCACACCAACAACCACACCGACAACCACCCCAACCACCACACCGACCACAACACCGACCACCAUCCCAACCACCACACCGACCACCACACCGACAAUUGUGUCAACGACGUCUCCUCCAGGCCCAAUUGACUUUUGCCCAGAGCUCGCGACGGGCGGCAAUAGCCUCACAUCAUACCGUCAAUGUAUCCAGCGACUCAACAGUGACUUCCGCCAGCAAUAUAAUCGCUUCGCCGCCAGUGAUCGCCAAGCGUGCAUGUUCGGUGGAUGACAUCCUUCGAGUAUGGAGGUUCCCUGCGAAUUAAACCGAAGCUGAUUGACGGUUUAUACACGGUGCCGUAUGGAUUGGUCACUCAGUGUUGUAUGACCGUGCACCAAUUGGAAUCACCAUCUCGGCACAAUCAUACUCUUCCCAAUGAUUUGCACGCUUACCAAAUGCUUUUAAGCUAUUGUGGCCUAUGAUGUUCUUUUGGCGUCAUUGCCGUCGUGAUUGGCUGAGCACUGAAUGUGACAUGUGAGCUACAGAACGCAAUGGGGUGUCAAUUUCAAGCAAUGAUCAGUCAUUAUAUAAAUUCGCCGGUGUCGUGUAGACUACUAGUAUUGAAAUGCCUUGCGGGAAUGGUGGUGUAAGUCAAUAUACUGACCUCCUUUUCCCUGCCCUGCAGUACAUUGUAGUGCGGAAUGUGUGUAGGACUAACACUUGAAUGUGUCUUAUGUAGCCGGUUGUCCAUAUUAUGCAUUCAUCCAUGCUCUGAUGACUAACUGCUAAAAAGAA
Molecule: messenger RNA, 5270 nt
Organism: Sycon ciliatum
Lineage: Eukaryota; Metazoa; Porifera; Calcarea; Leucosolenida; Sycettidae
Product: mucin-2-like
Exons: 15
Coding region: 165-4766 (1533 amino acids)
Source: RefSeq, a predicted model, not a curated record